Messenger RNA from Cimex lectularius (bed bug), 2628 nucleotides. RefSeq names its product nuclear factor NF-kappa-B p105 subunit. Gene Ontology annotation, biological process: inflammatory response; regulation of DNA-templated transcription; non-canonical NF-kappaB signal transduction. The transcript is spliced from 23 exons. NCBI's taxonomy places the organism in Eukaryota, Metazoa, Arthropoda, Insecta, Hemiptera, Cimicidae. Gene Ontology annotation, molecular function: DNA-binding transcription factor activity; DNA binding; protein binding. The record is from RefSeq and is a predicted model, not a curated record. Bases 158 to 2575 code for a protein of 805 amino acids. Gene Ontology annotation, cellular component: cytoplasm.
AGUCAAGGUUGGAGAUUGUGGACAACAGUGUGAAACACAAUUUGCUUAUGGCAUAGUUCAGUCAGUUUCGACUUUGCCAGCGAUACGGAACCGGGUCGUUUGUGCUUAAGUAGUGCUUUGUACUGUUAACAACGCAAAGCUCCAUCGUAAUGAAACAAUGACGCUCCAGUACAACGAGCUUGACAACCUCACCUAUCUGCUUGAUGUUCAAGGUUUUCCUCAAGAAAUCCCGAACAUUUAUGAGUUUCAAGAGAGAGUAAUUACACAUUUAGACGUCGCGCCUAGCAGUAGUUCAUCGCAGUCUGGCUUUUCAGAUGAAUGCAUGUCUCCAGAAAUAAUGCCAAUGCAACAUCAACCAAGGUUACAAAUCGUGGACCAGCCUCAAAAAUUGUUCAGAUUCCGUUACAUCAAAGAAUCGACAAAACCACAUGGUCCUCUCAGAGGUGCAGCAUCUGAAAAUUCUUCAAGACAAUUGAAAACCGGGCCUAAAGUUCGGCUUCACAAUUUCAAUGGUGAGGCGAUUAUAAGAUGUUGGCUCACAAAUGUAAACACAAAGUGCGCCAGUCCACAUCAGCUCGUGGGGCAAACUGAAAAUGGAAAAAUUACAUAUGAGCCUCAUGAUAUUGUUGUCAACUCUGCGAACAAUUACACAGCAAGCUUUGAUAAACUGAACAUUAUUCAUGUCGUUUCCAAAAACAAGAGUUAUUGUAAGUAUUAUGAACAGAAAAAAAUGCACAUUUGUUCGGGGUUCAAAGCGCCAGCUCAAUUGAAUUUCAAUUAUGAAACCACAGUGAAAGAAAUUAAGUCGUUGGAAAAGAACAUGACAUCACUAUAUUUUCAAGUUUUUGUGAAAGAAAUGGGGCAGUAUAGACAAAUUGCCGAAACAAUAUCUGACCCAAUAAAGAACAAAAAAAAUCCAAAAACAAACAACUUAAGAAUUUGUCGAGCCUGUUCAGUGAAAGGCAGUUGUGAAGGUGGACAAGAAGUCUUCCUUUUUGUAGAAAAAGUAGUGAAAGCUAUCAAAAUAAGAUUUUUUGAAGAGGAUGAGGAAACAAAUGAAGAAAUAUGGAGUGCAUAUGCACAAUUUGAUCCUUUGGAUAUCCACCAUCAAGUUGCCAUUGCUAUAAGAACACCAAGGUACAAGAAUACAGAUAUCACUGAAGAAGUUAAAGUUUAUUUUCAACUUGAACGAGAAAGCGAUGGUGCAGUUAGCCCAAGAGUCACGUACUAUUACACGCCUUCUGAAAAUAGGCUUUACUCAGCAGACUCAGUUAGUAAGAAGAGGAAGAUAUGUUCUUUAGAAGCUGCAACAAACUUAAUACCAAUGUCAGUUGAAGAACAAAUGUUUGAUUUUAAUGACAGGCGACUUUUUUCACCACCUCAACAGACUAACCAAUCUUGCAUCUCCCUAGACUUGAAAGAUCUUGACCAAUAUAUAUUUUCUCACUUCAAUGAAAAAGAACUUCCAGAAAUCAACGAAUUUUUUUUAAAUACAAGCGAAAUUGCUGCAGAUUCCUUUGUAUCAAAUUCUCAAGUAAGUUCAAACAGCAACAAAUCUUCAAGUGAGGAAGAAGUGCAUCAUAAACUCAAAAAAUUGCUUCACCAGUCAAUAGAAGAAAACAAUAAAUUAUUGUUUAUGCAAAUUUUAUCAAAGUGUAUUGCUGAGAGAGUGUCCCUCGAAUCAAAAAACAGUUUGAACAAGACACCUCUUCAAAUGGCAGUGAUUAUGAGAAACAUAAAAUUAGUUCAAAUGCUUUUAAAAGCUGGUUGUAAUUGUGAAGCAUAUGAUGCAGACUAUAACACAGCAUUGCAUCUUGCUAUAAUCCAUUUUCCCGAGAGUGUGACUACAUUACUGAAACACGUUUCACCAGGUUUCCAAGAAAAGUGUAACAGAGAGGGUGAUAAUUUAUUAUUACUUGGUGCUAGAUUGAAUAACAUACAAUCUGUACAGCUGUUGGUUACAAACAAGUGGGACCCGAAUUUCCAAAAUUUACGAACUGGCGAUGCUGCACUUCACAUCGCUGCAAAACAUGGACAUGAAAAUAUUGUGGACUUAUUACUAAAGAAUGAAGCAGAGCCAAAUUAUCAAAACAGUGCAGGGUAUACGCCAUUCCACUAUGCUGCAAGUGCUGGAUUUGUUAAUAUUUUAAGAAGGCUUUUUGCAACUGGUAUUCAGAUAUCUGAACAUAAUACAGAAAAUAACAAUGAUGGAGACGAUACUCAUAAUAAGAUUCUGAAAGGCCCAAACAUUUUUGAUUUGGCAGCAAACAAGGAUAUUGAACAAUACCUUCAAACUUACACUGUUGGAAAUGAACGUUCACUAAACAAAAAUCAAGAUCUAAACUGCCUAGAAGAUGAACAAAAUGUGCUGUCAUUCAUAGACAGCCAUCCUGAAGUUGCUUGUGAGCUUGCAGAAAAAAUGGGGUUGGAACAUUUAGUCCCGGUGAUACAAUGCACAGAGAAAGAAUCAGUGACCAAACCAACACAUAUAUUAAUUAAAGGCUGUGAGGAUGAAACAACGGAUCCUGUUGCUUUAAUCAUGGAGACAUUUUCCGAAUUCCAGAUAAAUUCAUGAAAUGUUUGAUAAUUUAUAAUCGUUUACAAUAUAAAUUUAAAUUCCUAACACGA